ACUAACUUCUGUCAAAACAACUAUUGUUUCUUUGGUAUUGUUUGAAGACAUAAAAUUAGAGAUUUCUCUUCCGCUAUAAUGCUUUAUAAAGCUUGUGUUUAUAAAGGCUGCGAGAAUUAUACAUACAAUAGUUUACCUUGCGGCCAUAAGCAAUUCACAAUUUUUCGUUUCCCAAAAGAUCCAAGGCGAUAUGAGCAAUGGAUGAAACGGGGUAAUGUACAAGUUGGAUUACCGGAAACACAAAUGCAUAUGUGUUCUGAACAUUUUGAUGAUAAAUAUUUAAUAAGAAGCUCCCGACGAAUGUGUCUGACCAACACAGCAGUACCGUACCCCUAUUGUGAAGGGAGUAGUGAUAUCGAAUGUAGGGAUAAUGCUAAUAAGGAAUUCGAAGAUGCGUUAGUUGAUGUAGCUGAGGAAUUGGAUUCAGAAAUAGAAUUUUCAACACAAAGAAACUCAAAUGAUCGUUCAGCGCUCAUUAGACUUAAGGAAAGUUCAUGUGAGGAUGACGACGAAGAUGUAAUGCUAGAAUUUGAAAAAUUGGAGAGCAGUAAUCCAGAUUAUUGUGUGGAAUCAACAACAAUGAGGGAAGAAGAGCACGUUGCGGAAAUGGUAAACGAAUAUGACGUUGCAAUCGAUUAUGAUGAUGACCUUUUGACUGAAGUGGUACCACACACCGUACAUAACGAAAAAUUUGUUAAACGCAUACAAAUGCACGCCGCUAAAAAACGCAAACCAAGUUCUGACAGUGAUGAAACCCAAGAGCCUACCAGCUCCAAAAUUUGCACAUCAAAAAUUACAACACUAAGGGAAAAAGGAUGUGAUAAUGUUACUACUGUAUCGAAACGCAGCAAAAAGCAGGACAGUGAGGAACAUAACAAACACAUGCGACUACAAAACAAAAAACCAACUCAUGAUUCUGAAUCUCAGAAAAUCGACCCGGAUACACUGAUAGACCCACAAUCUGUCACAAGCUUUGUUUUAAAGGGCGAAGAGUACGUACAAAUGACCAAAGGGUAUUAUGUAGAGGAAAAAUUAGAGCUCACUGAGAAAUUGAAAAAAUAUGAAAAUAUACUCCGUACGCUCAAACAUAAUUUACUCGAUUUAGAAUUGCCAUAGGUAAAACCAAGAUAACCUUCCAGCCGAGAAAUAAAACCAAAUUAGUUUUUUUU
Anastrepha obliqua is the source of this 1169-nucleotide messenger RNA. RefSeq lists its product as uncharacterized. The coding region runs from base 79 to 1116 and encodes 345 amino acids. Gene Ontology annotation, molecular function: sequence-specific DNA binding. The transcript has 2 exons. The record is from RefSeq and is a predicted model, not a curated record. Lineage: Eukaryota; Metazoa; Arthropoda; Insecta; Diptera; Tephritidae.